Molecule: messenger RNA, 744 nt
Organism: Aspergillus steynii IBT 23096
Lineage: Eukaryota; Fungi; Ascomycota; Eurotiomycetes; Eurotiales; Aspergillaceae
Exons: 1
Coding region: 1-744 (247 amino acids)
Source: RefSeq, a predicted model, not a curated record
AUGCCUCCGGCCGGGUCCUCCUUCACGGCGCUGAACCUGCCGUCGACCUUCGCGCUGCCCCGAUGCAUGGAGUAUUUCACGCUCACCGCCGGUCCCAACACCGAUCUCUGGCGCAAACCUCCCAAUGGCGACACCUCGACGGCGCCCAUCGUCUUCACCUCGCUUCGGAACCCCUUCGUGGUGGCCGAGGUGACCGUCAGUGCGGACUGGGAGAUGGAAUGGGAUCAGGGAGGCCUGGUCAUCUUCGCCGGCGCCGCCCCCCAGUCGUUCUCGUCGGAAACCGGUCUCUUGUCGCCCACGCGGCCCUGCAAAUGGGUCAAGGCCGGCAUGGAGUUCUCGUCGGGGACGGUCAACGCCUCGUCCGUCAGCGCCACGGCCGACGGUGCAGACUGGUGUCUGUCGCCCCUGAACCUGACCGACGCUGCGCCGGCGUCGGCUCGACAUUCUUUGCGCAUCAAGCUGGAGCGCAUCGGCCACUCGCUUUGGAUCUGGUAUCAGGUCCCGUCGGCGUCGCCCUACGCUCGCACGCCGAGUGCCGUCAGCAGCACGUGGAAAAAGCUGCGCGAGGUGACCUGGUUCUUCUACGGCGUCGAGGACAAGUUCGUCCACGUGGGGGUAUACGCCAGCCGUCCGAAUAACCUCAGUCGCGGCGAUACGAUGUGGGAGAUGAUGAACGGAGCUGGGACGGACAGCUCGGUUGGUGAUGGAUUGGUGGUGGAGUUUGAAGAUCUGGAGAUUUUUUGA